UGACAUUUUAUAUCGGCGAUUUUCGGCCUGUCAAAGUACAUGCUCUAAAAUGUUUCAGUAAAUCAUAUAUAGGCUCUUAUGUGUGUCUUGGUUUUCAGUCACAUUGCCAAUUCGGAGCCGCUCUGACCGAUUCGGUCGUGAAUGAGUCGUUCAAACUGUGAACUGGGUUCAGGAAUCGGACAUCGCUACAGAACACCGCCACAGUGUGAUUCUUUCAUAUAUCAUUUCGCGAACGGUGCUUUAUUUCGCACGAGAUGACUGUUGGAGCAGAGUCGAAUUAACCGUAGAAUUGUGUAGAACGGAAUUUCAUAUCAAACCGGCAGUUUUUGUUGGGAGGGACGUUUCUCAUCAUGGCUGAGCAUUUAUCCCAGAGUGAACUGGACUAUCCUUUUAAGCUUUUGGAAUAUUUCAAUGGAUUCAGGAUCUCCAAGGCAAUAUUUUCAGCUUGUGAGUUAGGGGUGUUCGACCUCCUCCUCCAAUCCCAAAAGCCCAUGAGCGCAGUAGAAGUGGCACAGAAGCUUGGCACCAGUGAAGACGGUAUAGAGCGUUUACUGGGUGUUUUGGUUGCCAUUGAGAUUGUGGAUGUGGAGGUUGUACAGGGAACAGCUUUUUACAGCAGUACAGAUGUUGCUAAUCUAUACCUGGCCAAGACCAGCCCCAAAUCUCUACAUGAUUUAAUCAUUUAUAACUCUCAGACCAUCUACCCACUCUGGAACAAUCUUGUAGAUGCUGUUAGGGAAGGAAAGAACCAGAAUGAGAAAACGUUUGGCCUCCCAUCUGAAGAGAUCUUCUCUGCCAUAUACAGGUCAGAAGAGGAGAUGCUGAAGUUCAUGGGUCUGAUGAACUCUACAUGGGUCAUUGACGGUCAUGACAUAGUGACAGCAUUUGAUCUUUCUAGCUUCAAGACCGUCAUAGAUCUGGGAGGCUGCUCUGGUGCAUUAGCGCGAGAGCUGGCUAAAGAGUAUCCUUCCUCCACUGUCACGGUUCUGGAUCUCCCGGCUGUGGUCCAGACUGCUCAGCGGCAUUUCACCCAGCAAGACGACACCAUCUGUUUUCAAGAGGGGGACUUUUUUGAGGGAGAAAUCCCUCCGGCAGAUUUAUACAUUCUUGCCCGGAUCAUUCAUGACUGGAAGGAGGACAAAAAUCUCAAACUACUGAAGAAGAUUCAUACAGCAUGUCAUCCAGGUGGAGGCGUUCUGAUCGCAGAGGCACUGUUAUUCGAGAACCGCCGGGGUCCAACUAUGGUUCAGAUGUUUUCUCUGAAUAUGUUGGUCCAGACAGAAGGGAAGGAACAUCCACCCUCUCAUUAUACACGGCUGCUCACCGACGCAGGAUUCAGAGACGUGCAAGUCUGUCGGACCGGAAAAUCGUACGAUGCUAUUUUGGCUCUCAAAUGAAUAUGCACAAGUGUGUUGUAAGCGUCGUCAGUAAUCAGACCCCUUCUGCCUUAUCUGCAGACACGUCAGUGAUCAUGUUCAUGCACAUGUCAGGCAUCUGUUGUUCCAACACAGAGUGAGCACAGAGUGAUCCUUAUGGUUCCUUCAAAAAACAGUUUUAGUACCAAUUAGGUUUAGUUAUUUGUGAUGUUGACUCCUGAGGCCUACCAGAUGUAGUCUAAGAAGGGGUGGGAUGAGGAGCUGUUUUGGAUUGGCCAGUGAUGUCAAAAUAAGCUCCGCCCUCUAUCCAGUCUUGCAUAUCUAUACACUGUGGUGUUGACACAUGGUUAAAUGUGACCCCUAGUGCUUAUUAUAAUUAACAGUAAAAAAAAAAACUAAAAUUUUUAACUAAAAAAUAGUCUGUCUAAGUAUCAAUUCCUAGCCUCAGUUUUAUUUUACUUUACUUAAUUUUAUAAACAUGGUUUUUGUGUCAUAUACAAUUCAUUUACAAACCAUCUACUGAAAAAUAAUGCAUUUUGAUUUUUUUUUUUAUGUUUUGUUUGUGUAUUUUUUGCUAGUAAAAAUCUUGCACCAUGACCUUUUGCCUCACAUUUAUAAUUGUCCACCGAGGAAAAAAAAUAAAAGGAAAUUAUUUUGUUGUGCAUUGAUC
Messenger RNA from Carassius auratus (goldfish), 2046 nucleotides. RefSeq names its product acetylserotonin O-methyltransferase. NCBI's taxonomy places the organism in Eukaryota, Metazoa, Chordata, Actinopteri, Cypriniformes, Cyprinidae. The record is from RefSeq and is a predicted model, not a curated record. The transcript has 9 exons. Bases 351 to 1397 code for a protein of 348 amino acids. Gene Ontology annotation, molecular function: O-methyltransferase activity; protein dimerization activity.